GCUCAAAGUCUCAGAAAUCCAUCUAGUCUACAACGUUUUCUAAUGGAGGAGCGACAAGAACCAGAAGUACCUCCAAACACUGAUCAUGGCCAGCCAACACAAACCUACCUCUGUGAAGAGUGCAGCUUAAACCCAUCAAAAUACAGAUGCCCAGGUUGCUCUUUUCGCUCUUGUAGCCUUCCCUGCGUCAAAGCCCACAAGCAACGCACUGGUUGUACGGGAAAGCGACCCAGAACUCAAUUUGUCCCCCUUUCUAAAUUCGAUGACAAUCUUCUCAUCUCUGACUACAAUUUCCUGGAGGAAGCAAAGAGAGUUGCUGAAUCUGCGCAGAGAAUGCGAUAUGGGAAGUUUGGGGAUUUCCAUUUCAAGCUGCCCUUUAAGCUUAAGAUGCUUAGGAAUGCGGCAGGUCGCCGUAACACACGACUUCUUCUUCUCCCGAAAGGAAUGUCGAAGAGAGAGAAAAACCAGUCACGAUACGACCAAAAGAAGAAUUCCAUUUUCUGGACAAUUGAGUGGCGUUUUCAUUCAACAGAUGUUAUACUAAUCGACCAUGGGGUAGACGAAAACACGAACUUCUGCUCCAUUAUUGAGAAACAUCUGCAGCCUGGACCUUGGAAUCAUCAGUUAACACCAUUCUUUAAGGAGUUGGAUAGUCUCAGGUUCUUCAUCGUUAAAAACCCUAAGGGACCCAAAUCCCCUUUUCGUCAGUUGGACAUUAAGGCCCCAAUAAGGCAACAGUUGACUGAUAUAGUUGUCAUUGAGUACCCUGUUGUUCAUGUUUUUCUCCCUUCAGAUAGAUUUGGCUUUGUAAUUAGUAAAGAUGCAAAAGCAAUCCCACAAAAGUCAGUGAGUAGGUUAUCUCUGAAUGAUGAACAACCAAGCCCGACAGGUGUGCUUUUCAGGGAGGAGGAAAUAGAAGACAAUUAUGACAUCUGUGAUCCACAAAUUUUGGAUCUUAUGGAGUAUAUGAAUUCAGAGCCUUUGGAUUAUUUGCAAGUUGUCAAUAGGAGAGCUGAUGAAAAAGUUAUUUCUUCAUAUGCACAGUUGGCUGAAGUUUCCCGAGAUCUCACACCUUUGUCGAAAAAUGAAUCACAAAUGUGUAGAGAAAACAACAUAAGUACUUUGAGUUCCAGUUCGAACAAAAUAGUAAUUGCCGAAAAUAUCGGUUUUGAUUUUGACCAGGAUCUUAAGGAUAUUUAUUCAGGCCUUAUGGAGCAAGCUAACCCUGAUGGCUUUCUUGACCUGGAAGGUGGUUAUAUCAAGGAAGGGUUUCUGGAGGAUAUGAGAGAGUCCAAUGAUUUUAGUGGAGUUUUGUCAGUGGAAGAUGAAUUAGAAGAAGGGGAGAUUCUGGGGUUCUGAGGAAUGGAACU
Messenger RNA from Telopea speciosissima, 1370 nucleotides. Its product is annotated as box C/D snoRNA protein 1-like. Gene Ontology annotation, biological process: box C/D snoRNP assembly; maturation of LSU-rRNA from tricistronic rRNA transcript (SSU-rRNA, 5.8S rRNA, LSU-rRNA); snoRNA localization. The record is from RefSeq and is a predicted model, not a curated record. The transcript has 5 exons. The coding region runs from base 43 to 1359 and encodes 438 amino acids. Gene Ontology annotation, cellular component: pre-snoRNP complex; nucleus. Lineage: Eukaryota; Viridiplantae; Streptophyta; Magnoliopsida; Proteales; Proteaceae.